This is a messenger RNA of Olea europaea var. sylvestris, 1589 nucleotides long. RefSeq names its product 65-kDa microtubule-associated protein 8-like. The transcript is spliced from 8 exons. The coding region runs from base 79 to 945 and encodes 288 amino acids. Gene Ontology annotation, molecular function: microtubule binding. The record is from RefSeq and is a predicted model, not a curated record. NCBI's taxonomy places the organism in Eukaryota, Viridiplantae, Streptophyta, Magnoliopsida, Lamiales, Oleaceae. Gene Ontology annotation, cellular component: cytoplasm; spindle. Gene Ontology annotation, biological process: microtubule cytoskeleton organization.
UAUUUACAUCAGAGUGACAGACUCGGAAGAGUAGAGAACUACAUAGGCAUUAUCCAGAACUUGGCAGCCAUAUUAGGAAUGGAUUCUUCCCAGAUCAUCACAAAGGUACACCCGAGCCUUAAUGAAUUGUCCAGGCUGUCAAAGAACAUCAGCAAUGGUACUCUGGAAAAGCUCGAUACCACAGUCAACUCACUACAAGCUGAAAAACAUAUUCGCCUGGAGAGGCUUCAACAGCUUGGUAAAGCGUUGGCCAACCUGUGGAAUCUCAUGGACACGCCUAGUGAAGACCGUCAAUAUUUCUUUCACGUCACUAGUUUAUCAUCGGUUUCAUCCGAUGAGAUAUUCACCACCGGAGGCCUCACUCUCAACAUAGUGCAGCAGGUGGAAUAUGAAGUCAAGAGGCUGGAUCAAUUAAAAGCAAGCAAAAUGAAAGAGUUUCUCUUCAAAAAAGGGGCUGAGCUCGAGGAAAUAUGCAGUCGGUCGCACAUGGAAAUUCCUUCUACAUUAGAAAUGGAAAAAAUAAUUAACCAACUAAACUCGGGGGAGAUUGAUCAUGCCGAUCUCGUCACAAGCAUGAACGAACAGAUAUCGAAAGCUGAAGAAGAAGCUUUUAGCCGAAAGUCCAUAAUGGAAAAAAUUGAAAAAUGGAUCUUAGCAUGCAAUGAAGAGCAAUGGUUGGAUGACUAUAGCAGGGAUGAGAACCGAUAUUCAGUCAGCAGAGGUGCUCACAAGAAACUCAAAAGAGCUGAACGUGCAAGAAUAAUGGUUAAUAAGAUUCCAGCUUUGGUAGAUUCGCUGAUAUCCAAGACUAAGAGCUGGGAAGAAGAAAGAAAUAAAGUUUUCUUAUAUGAUGAGGUUCCUCUACUGGCAAUGCUGGAAGAGUACGACAUGCUGAGGAAGGAAAAGGAAGAGGAGAAACAAAGACAGAGAGUAAUGCAUAGCUAAUAUGGGACGAGGUUGUUUCUUCCGGAGGUGCAGAUUAAAGUUAACAUUGAGCAAGACAGUCCCUUUGGAUCAAGGCCGAGCACCUGUAGUCGACAUCUAUCUGAUAGAAGAAUUAAUGGAGUUUUUGGCAACACUAAUCCCCUACAUAGAAAUGUUUCCCUUGGUGUACAACAGAUGUCAUCAAUUUACCUACUCAAGGCUUAUUUUUCACAAAAGGAGGAAAGAAAGCACAGAGACAAAGGAUUUAUGCUCAAAGAGGCUUCGGUUCUUAUCUUAGGGAUGACACAGUUUCAGUCGUCUCGUCUUUUUCGGGUCCUUUUUCACCAUAAGAUACGGCCUAUGACACCACAACUUCCAUGAGUAGUGAUAAAGGAGAUAUAAGAAUAAACUUUUACGAUAUGCUCUGCAAAUGAAUAAUUCUGCUUGUUUUCAGUUUGCACAGUAUCUGUAGAGUUAAUUCUACUGUGUAAAUAGUUUCUGUUUGCUUCGUUUGAAAGACGAGUACAAAAAUUGAAAGAAUAUCCUACUUAGUCAUUGGCAUGUUGGAAAAUAAAAUUGUUUGAUUGAUUAAUUUUGGCACAAAAUUUGAGUGGGACCCCGUUGAUUAUUUUGGAAGUUCAAGAUUGAUUUGCGUUCUCCUCUCU